This is a messenger RNA of Ochlerotatus camptorhynchus, 1393 nucleotides long. RefSeq lists its product as uncharacterized. The transcript has 2 exons. Lineage: Eukaryota; Metazoa; Arthropoda; Insecta; Diptera; Culicidae. The coding region runs from base 147 to 1127 and encodes 326 amino acids. The record is from RefSeq and is a predicted model, not a curated record.
AUUUUUAUUUCAACCUCACUCGCAGUCAUCGGUCAGCGCUCCGAUCGCAAUUAAAAAUCAAAUUUCUAAAGCAAAUUUAAAGCGCUAAGCGAAGUUUAAACCUGUAGUCCGUUGAUUAUUCUAAAGAUUACAUUGAAGCUCAAAAUAUGGGUAUAUUUCAUAGUAAAAUUGCGCCUAUCGACAAGUCAAAUGAACAAUUUAACAACUCCGUUGAUCCUCGUUCGCCAACAAUAAACAUCAAUCGUAGUCCCAUCGGAGCAGAGACCGCUCCUGACAAGCCAAUCAUCACGAAAGUAAGGGACCUAACGGCUGACUUAACCGAAAUUCUCGACGACGCUCAAACACCCGAUCGAGUUGUUAGUGAAAAGCUACAAUCGGUCCUGGAUCCACGGUCGCCGAGUAUAUUCUUACGGACUCCGCUCGUACUGGAUGUAUCGAAUGCUUCAAACAUCAGCCUACGAGGCAGCUCGAUUGAAUACGAGGAAAUCGAUAGUGACGGUGAACUCUCCUUCAAAGAUUGUUCCACGAAUAUUUCGAUGGCGCCGGUCAUGGAUUCCAUCGCAGGCAGUGGUAGCAUUUUCAGUGAUACCAGUUUGAAUACUGAAUUGAAGGCCGACAUCGAUUGCAUCAUUCAGAAGUUGUAUGAUACAGGUAGCAAGGAUCCUCGAUCGCCUUCGGUUGCCAUUCUGCGUACGCCGAUCGUUCUCGAAGAAAUCCAAGAAUCUACAGCAGAAGAGCAAAAUGAGGAUCCAAUAGAAGUCGAACAACCACUUGUAACACAGCAGGAAACUAAGGACGACGUGCAGGAGGAGGAGAAAACUACGACAAACAAGCUAACGAUCGUCAUUCAGGAUGAAAAUACAAAUACACCGUUGGUGGUUACACCAAAACGAGAAAAGUCAGAUUUGAGUGCACGCAAAGCCAGUGGUAUUGUAGGACCCCGUACGCCUUUGGGAUGCGUAACAAAUGUGCAGCCGUUGGCCAGCGCGGGUGGUAACGAUAUGCGCAAAACGGCACUGUUUGGACAAAUGAAGCAGGGUGCUACGGGGCUCGGCAGCAGCGCGGAGUUGAUUCCUGGGAAAAAGUUACAAACGCGAUCGAAAAUCCCCACUUUUCGAAUGAAGUGAUCGAUAUGUAAGGCUGAGAAUCGCGUUUUCAAGUACAGUGUUUUACAGUACAUGAAUUUUAUUAACAACUGUGCUUUCCACAACAUCCAUCGAACACUUAAAUCUAUUCUUGAUUUUACUAGACCAUUCAUCAGAGAGGGCUGGUAAUUUUGGAACAAUAUUAACUGAUGCAAAACUAUGGAACGCAAAUAGCUAAUGCAUCGAGCGUUGUUCUCAAGAACGGAAAUUGACUGUAAUUUGUUUGUGUAAGUUUGAGAAUAAAAUUA